CCCGCGCGGGGGACCGUGGGAGGCAGCAUGGCGGCCGCCGCUCCGCCCCGGGUCGCCCGGGCUUGGCCAAUGUCACGUUCUGCACUUGCAGCCACCGCUGGGUUUUGCGGCCCACGCCAUCGCCAGCUCCACCAUGCCGUCAUACCUCACGGCAAAGGGGGCCGCUCCUCUGUCAGCGGGUUGGUGGCCACUGUGUUCGGAGCCACGGGAUUCCUGGGCCGGUACGUCGUCAACCACCUUGGCCGAAUAGGAACUCAGAUCAUUAUCCCCUACCGGUGUGACACGUAUGACCUCAUGCACCUUCGCCCCAUGGGUGACCUGGGCCAGAUAAUCUUCAUGGAAUGGGACUCCAGAGAGAAGAGCUCCAUCCAGAGAGCCGUGCAGCACAGCAACCUGGUCAUCAACCUCGUGGGGAGAGAGUGGGAAACCAGAAACUUUACUUUCGAGGACGUUUUUGUGCGGAUUCCCAAAGUGAUCGCCAGAGAAUCCAGAAAAGCCGGCGUGGAGAAGCUCAUCCACGUGUCACACCUCAACUCUGACAUCAGGAGCUUCGCCCGGUCCCUGCGGAGCAAGGCCGUGGGAGACCAGGAAGUGCGGGAGGCGUUUCCGGAUGCCACCAUCAUCAAGCCUGCCGACAUGUUUGGAAGGGAGGAUAGAUUCCUCAAUCACUUCGCAAACAUGAGGUCAUUUGUCGGGGUCCCUCUCGUGUCCCUGGGCCUGCGGACCGUGAAGCAGCCCGUGUUUGUGUCAGAUGUCGCCAGAGGCAUCGUGAAAGCUGCCAGAGAGCCGGACGCCAAGGGGCAGACCUUCGCCUUUGUCGGGCCGAACCGCUACCGCCUCUUCGACCUGGUGCAGUACAUCUACGCCGUGGCACACCGGCCUUUCCUCCCGUACCCCUUGCCCCAUUUUGCCUAUCGCAUGAUCGCGCGGCUCUUUGAACUCAGCCCCUUUGAACCGUGGACGACGAGGGACAAAGUGGACCGGCUUCACCUCUCAGACAAGAUCCUGCCCAACCUGCUGAGCCUCGAAGACCUGGGAAUCGAACCCACACCCCUGGAGCUCAAGGCCAUUGAGACGCUGAGACGCCACCGCACGAACCGCUGGCUGAAAACCGAGAUGGAAGAUGCCAAGCCCGCAAAGACUGUGAACUACUAGCGCCCCGCCCCGCCCGCACCCCCGGGAGCCUCGGGGCCCGUCACCCCGCGGCCCGGCGGCCGAGGCCUUCUGUACACAGAGAAUAAGAUCCUUCUAUUAAAACAGCCCAGGAUCCA
Messenger RNA from Dipodomys spectabilis (banner-tailed kangaroo rat), 1271 nucleotides. It is a transcript of the gene Ndufa9, whose product is annotated as NADH:ubiquinone oxidoreductase subunit A9. Gene Ontology annotation, cellular component: mitochondrion. Gene Ontology annotation, molecular function: protein-containing complex binding. NCBI's taxonomy places the organism in Eukaryota, Metazoa, Chordata, Mammalia, Rodentia, Heteromyidae. The record is from RefSeq and is a predicted model, not a curated record.